AUGGCGAACCCCUGGUUCCCUUCGAGCAAUGCUUCCGCCCUGUCUCCGUCGCGUUUCACCGCUGGUGAUGGCUCCAUCCCUCCCCUCCCCCCUGACCCUCCUGACCCCGACUUCCCCCCGCUUUCCUCCUCCUCCCCAAAACCUUCUCGUGCUUCUCGUGCUUCUCUGCAAACUGCCAAAUCUAAAGGGCCUGCAGUGAAGCUUCCACCAAUUCUUGCCAUUCCUACUAUUGUAGAGUCCAGCUCAGCUGGAUCUGCCUCUAAUCACUCUAUUGUUUCUGGAUUUGGGCAAUCUAAGUUUGGAUCUGGAAAUACUGUUCCUGCAAACCUUGAAAAAUUUAUAAUUUUUCCUCCUAAACCUUCAUCCCCGAUCCAAACUAAUUCAGCUUCAAAUAUCUCCAUCCCUCCCUCACCUUUCACCAAGCCUCUUCCUACUCGGAACCCCACCAACCCCUCUCCUCCUGUAUCAAACCCUAGGUUCGACAUUCCCCCACCUACUAUCCCUGCUCCUUCUCCAGCAGCUCACUCUGUUCCUGAUGGAUGGAGGAUAAAAAACUACGGCGUCUAG
Molecule: messenger RNA, 567 nt
Organism: Brassica rapa (field mustard)
Lineage: Eukaryota; Viridiplantae; Streptophyta; Magnoliopsida; Brassicales; Brassicaceae
Product: leucine-rich repeat extensin-like protein 5
Source: RefSeq, a predicted model, not a curated record